Desarmillaria tabescens is the source of this 747-nucleotide messenger RNA. RefSeq lists its product as uncharacterized. Lineage: Eukaryota; Fungi; Basidiomycota; Agaricomycetes; Agaricales; Physalacriaceae. The record is from RefSeq and is a predicted model, not a curated record. The transcript has a single exon. The coding region runs from base 25 to 474 and encodes 149 amino acids.
UUACCGUGGGAAUAUUUCUAUUCAAUGCCGUCUUUAUCCGCUUGCCUGACCCGUUACUUUCCGUUUUGCUUCCACUGUUUCACAUACUCGCUCUUCCCCCCGGUUUCUUUCUUUCUUUCUUCUCAUUCGACUUUCAUUUUUUGCUUUCUUUUUCCGUCUUUCUCUCUCAUAUUCUCAUCGUUUCUUUCUAUUCUUCCUCAUCGCCCCAUAAGUCAGCUCGUUCGUCAUCUCUACUUCGUCUAUUUCCACGUAGCUUACUCUGUCAUUCCAAUAUCUCUUUCUUUCUCUCCUUCGAAAUGUGCCUCCGCCUCCGCCUCUUCCCCUUCUGCUUUGUACCUUACCGUCUCUCUCCUGUGCUUGCCUCCCAUCUCUAUCUCUUCCUCUUCGUACUCGAACCCGAUUCGUCGUUUCAUCUUCGGCGUGCGUUGUGGGUCCUUGUCGCUCGCAACACUCUUGUUCUUCGCAGUGUUCUGAAAUAAUGUUAAUUUGUGUGUUUAUUUGUUCAUUGCUCGUGGCUUACCGUAGUGUGGUCGCAAUAUCAUUUUCAUCCUUAUGUGGUCUCCUCAGCACUUCACAAAUACGAUGGAGCAUCGUGCUUCCACUAUGUCGCCUAUCCUGAACAUAUGUGGCCUCGGUUGGCUGGUAUUGUUUAUUAUGGAGCGCGACACUUCACCGCGCGAUUUGUAGAUGCAGAGAACCAAGUAUGGUUUAACGACGGCAUUGUAUUAGGUAGACAUUCGCUACAUG